Pelodiscus sinensis (Chinese soft-shelled turtle) is the source of this 5579-nucleotide messenger RNA. The record is from RefSeq and is a predicted model, not a curated record. NCBI's taxonomy places the organism in Eukaryota, Metazoa, Chordata, Testudines, Trionychidae.
CACAGGCCUAUUAGGAUGGCCAGAGGCUGGUUACUGCUGACUGAGGACCCAGCUAUGGAGGCAGUAGUCUGGUUUGGUACACACUGCUGCUUUACUGGAGUGUUGCCGUCAGAGCAGGGCAGCCAACUAACAGCUACGCUCUCCAGCUGUUUUGCAGGCAGUGCAAAGGCUCUGGAUGUUGACCGAACUGUUCUUUAUAAAAUGAAGAAAUCAGUAAAAGCUAUAAAUUUGUCUGGGCUGGCUCAUGUGGAAAAUGAAGAACAGUACACCCAAGCAUUGGAGAAAUUUGGAGGCAACUGUGUCUGUAGGGAUGAUCCAGGUUUGGGGACAGCAUUUUUAAAAUUUUCUGUGUUCACAAAGGAGUUGACUGCUCUCUUCAAAAAUUUGAUUCAAAAUAUGAACAACAUAAUCACUUUUCCAUUGGACAGUUUGCUGAAAGGAGACCUAAAAGGAGUGAAAGGGGACCUGAAAAAACCUUUUGAUAAGGCUUGGAAGGACUAUGAAACAAAAGUUACGAAAAUAGAGAAAGAGAAAAAGGAGCAUGCUAAGUUACAUGGAAUGAUUCGUACAGAAAUAAGUGGAGCUGAAAUAGCAGAAGAAAUGGAGAAAGAAAGAAGGUUCUUUCAGCUUCAGAUGUGUGAGUACCUGCUGAAAGUCAAUGAAAUCAAGAUUAAGAAAGGCGUUGACUUGCUUCAGAAUCUGAUCAAGUAUUUUCAUGCACAGUGCAAUUUCUUCCAGGAUGGACUGAAAGCAGUUGAAAGCCUGAAGCCUUCAAUGGAAGCACUCUCAACUGAUCUUCACACAAUUAAACAAGCACAGGAUGAGGAAAGAAAACAACUAAUACAGCUUAGAGAUAUUUUAAAAUCAGCACUCCAGGUUGAGCAGAAAGAGUCUAGGAGAGAGUCUCAAAUCCGUCAGAGUGCAGCUUACAGUUUACAUCAGCCUCAGGGAAACAAAGAACAUGGCACUGAAAGAAAUGGUAGCCUGUAUAAGAAAAGUGACGGAAUCAGAAAAGUGUGGCAGAAAAGGAAAUGCUCCGUUAAAAAUGGUUUCCUUACAAUUUCCCAUGGUACAGCUAACCGACCUCCUGCAAAACUCAAUCUGUUAACUUGCCAAGUGAAAACAAACCCAGAGGAGAAAAAAUGUUUUGACCUCAUAUCACAUGACAGAACUUAUCACUUUCAAGCAGAAGAUGAACAAGAAUGCCAAAUAUGGACAUCUGUGCUACAGAACAGCAAAGAAGAAGCUUUAAAUAAUGCAUUCAAAGGUGAUGAUAACACAGGAGAAAAUAAUAUUGUCCAAGAGCUGACAAAAGAAAUUAUAACAGAGGUUCAGAGGAUGACAGGAAACGAUGUGUGUUGUGACUGUGGAGCGCAAGAUCCUACCUGGCUUUCAACAAAUCUGGGAAUUCUAACUUGUAUUGAAUGUUCAGGAAUCCAUAGAGAACUUGGUGUUCACUACUCCAGAAUGCAGUCACUGACGUUAGAUGUGCUGGGAACAUCUGAACUUUUGCUUGCCAAGAAUAUUGGGAAUGCUUGUUUUAAUGAGAUUAUGGAAUUUUGUCUGCCAGUUGAUGAGACAAUCAAACCUAAUCCGAGCAGUGAUAUGAAUGCAAGAAAAGAUUAUAUUACUUCCAAGUAUAUUGACAGAAAAUAUGCAAGGAAGAAGCAUGUUGACAAUGCAGCUAAACUGCAUGGCCUCUGUGAAGCAGUCAAAGCAAGAGACAUUUUUGGAUUGGUUCAAGUAUAUGCUGAUGGUGUGGAUCUGACUGAAAAAAUUCCACUAGCCAAUGGACAUGAGCAAGAAGAAACAGCACUUCACCUUGCAGUUAGAUCGGUUGAUCGAACAUCACUUCACAUAGUUGACUUUUUAGUGCAGAAUAGUGGUAACCUUGACAAGCAAACAUCUAAGGGUAGCACAGCUUUGCAUUACUGCUGUUUGACUGACAAUGUUGAGUGCCUCAAAUUGCUGCUGAGAGGGAAGGCUUCUAUUGAAAUAGCCAACGAAGCUGGAGAGACACCACUUGAUAUAGCUAAACGUUUAAAACAUACACACUGUGAAGAGUUGCUUACUCAAGCAUUAUCUGGAAGAUUUAAUUCUCAUGUUCACGUUGAAUAUGAAUGGCGAUUACACCAUGAAGAUCUGGAUGAAAGUGAUGAUGAUGUGGAUGAAAAGUUGCAGCAACCCAGUCCUAAUCGAAGAGAGGACAGGCCUGUCAGUUUCUAUCAGCUGGGACCAAACCAACUUCAGCCUAAUGUAGCGUGUUUGGCAAGAGAUGCAGCAAAUAUUGCCAAGGAUAAACAAAGAAGUUUUAUGCCUAGUAUAUUACAGAAUGAAACCUAUGGAGCAAUACUUAGUGGCAGUCCACCUCCCAUUCAAUCUGCAGUACCUGUUACUACAAGUGCACCUCCCCUACCGCCAAGGAAUAUUGGCAAAGUGCAGCCUUCAGUUCUUGGGAUUGGUGUUCAUACAACUUCAUUUAAUACAAUGUGGAAGACAAAUUCAUUAGGAGUGGAAAAUAUAAGCAGACAGAGAUCUUCAUCAGAUCCGCCAGCUAUUCAUCCCCCUGUGCCACCAUUGCGUGUAACAUCUACAAAUAUACUCUUUCCAGCACCACCACCUCCUGUUGCAAAGACAGCCAGUGUUAUAGAAGCUUUAAACCAGCAGUCAAAACAACCACCAGCUGUUCCACAAUCUAAACCUACACCACCUCCAUUGCCUCCACAACCUCCGAGUAGACUCUCUCAAAAGAAGCCUGCGACUGGGAUUGACAAGUUAUCUGGUAUAACUCACAAGGGGCAGCCUAGAGGACCAGGAUCUCUGCAACAGUCUGGAGAAUCCUCUUCUGUAUCUGAGGCUUCUGUAACACAAACUGGUUCUAUAGCAAGCACUUCAACACAGAUCCAACCACCAGCACCAAUGCCAAGGAAGUCACAAAUGUCAAAAACUAAACCCAAGAGAGUAAAAGCCAUUUACAACUGUGUAGCAGAUAAUCCAGAUGAACUAACCUUUUCAGAGGGAGAUAUCAUUGUAGUAGAUGGAGAGGAAGAUCAGGAGUGGUGGAUUGGCCACAUUGAUGGGGAGCCUAAUAGGAAAGGCGCUUUCCCAGUCUCAUUUGUGCACUUUAUUGUCGACUAAAUUGCUUCUGACAUGUGGAGACAUUUCUAAUUUCCAGCUGUUGUAGAAAUCUGUUUUGAUUUGUUCCAAUCAGAACACUUCCUGAUUCCUGUGUACUUUACCUGACCUAUUAUUACCACAGUUCUCACUCUCUGGAACUUAAACAGAUUUUUUUUUCUGUGUAGCUCUUCAUCAAUUUUUUAAAAUCUUUUUCAAGGUGAAGUGCAAAGCUUUACAGAAAGGUGUUCAGGAGUCUGUGAAUGUGUGCACAUUAAAAUAUUGCAAACAACUUACAGUAAAUCGAGUAACUUUGUAGAACAAGGCAGCAAAUUCUGCUAGCUCCCUCUACUGUUUUAAAUUUUAGAAUGGAAUCCUAAAACCUGAGUAGUUCUAAAUAGGUAUUCAGCUCCUUGCAAUAUCAGGCUCUAACCAAGGACAUCAAUAUGUGCAAAAGAAGAAAUCUUGAACGCUUGAACUUGGGUGAUUUGGCAGGUAAAGCUAAAAAGCUUUUCAGUUCACCACUGAAGUAGACUUCUUUCUUUCAUUCAGAUGUAAUGUGGAUAUUUGCUUAAAGUUGUCUGAAAUCUUUUAGCUAAUUUUAAUGAGCUUGAACCUGUUUCAUUUAUGCUACAUGUAUAUGUAACUUGUUUUGAAAUGUCCUUUCUGUAUUUACAACCAUUUUUAGUCAUAUUAAUUUGACUACGUCUGGUUAAUUAAACCUCUUAGCAAUAUUAUUGAGUUACUAAAUUAACUCAAGCAUAUGAAAGCUGCAUUUCCUGAAAUUUACUUAAAACCCUGUAAGGAUGGUGGAUUGCAGAGCAUUUCUUAAAAACCAUUUCCUUAUGGUGUUUAGACUUUUUGUAUUCUUGCUUUUUCUUGCUCACAGUGACAUGUUCGUACACAAAGAUUAUCUUUAGUGGAACAUUUGAAUAUUCUACUGAAUAAGGAUAAAUAUUGGCAAACUCGCAAGUAUGCAUCAGUUAUGUCCUAUUUCAUAUUUUUUAAAGUGUACCACUACCUUGCAAACAAUUAAAUACUAGUUUGCUAACUCACUCUGUAUUUAUAUAUAAUAUACCCACAUCGAUGGUAGCUACACUGUUAAACUUGUUUACUAUUUUGUGAACAAAAGACUAGGCCGUUCAUAAUUCCCAGUUGAUUGAUGGAAUAUUACAAAACAUCAAUAGAGAGCUAACGUCAUUUUGAUGUUUGUAUAUUGUGAUAUUGUACUGGUUCUUUUGUUUAUGCUACAGGAAAAAACUGAUAGCAUAGGAUUAGAAAUUAAUGUCUAGGUCACAUUGGCUUUGAUCACGUUUUGUGACUAUUGUAUCUCUAGAUUUAUCAAGAGAACUUUGAAUUUCUGACAAAUUGUGUCUGUUGGCCUCAGUGUUAUAACAGGGAUGAAAAAGGCCAAUGUUUUAUAUUAAGAAAAAUUGGCAUUAAUGCUAGAAAAGUAAAGCUGUUGAUCUCACCUUUACAUCAACUUUUAAAAAAUGGUACAAAUGAUAGACAAGUUGUCGUCUCUGUGAGAAGCUGUUGCUGCAUUAUAAAUGGAACAAACUGGAAUGUUUCAGGAUAUUUUGUUGCAAGUUUUGAAGAUAAUUAGUCUGCAUUUUCAAAGUUCCCAAUGAAAUAUAUAUUAGUAAUAGUGUAGCACUACAGUUUUAUUCACUUAUUGAUAUGUUCAGAGUUUUUUUAAACACUAUUUUCUAUGUUUCUAGAAAGUAAAUGAACAUUAUUUUGCACAAUUCACUUCUCCCAUGUACAGUAUUUUUAAUCAGAAUCUUGUAGAAUCUAUAACAGCCUGCAAUCAGUCCUGAUUAUCUGGCAUCAAUUACAUCAUAUGAAAACAUUGAUGCAAAUGUAACUUCAGCUACACUAGAAAGUGUGCAAACUUUUAAAUUUUAAUCAUGUUAAUUAUGUUUGUGAUCAAGUAAUUUUUUUCAGGAUAGAGUUUACUAGCACUGUGUUGAUGGUAACUAAGAUCUUACUGUCCCUUGAAGAAAUUUUGCCCCAGGUUUCAACAGUAUGCACUCUGUUUUUGCUCCUCUGUGGGAAGAAAAUUGCAGUAGAGAUUCUGAACAGACUGUAGAUAUAUAUUAAUAAUAAAAAAGUUACUUAAUUUUAGUUCCCAAAAUUUUGGCAUGUUUUCAUCAAAGCUGACUGACUUCAAGAGAUUAUGAUGCAGAAAUCUGUUACUGGGCAGAUUAGUAGGUUGCUGUGUUGUUUUUAAAAGGAACAGUUGACAUUUAAAAUGCAGCUUUAGAAUGGUAUUUGAGAUGUAUUAUAUUCAAUUCAGUUGUUUUAUUUUGUUUGGUUGCAGAGCAACUGUAUAUACUGUAUAACCUAAAUCAACUCUUAUUUUCAAUGUCCUGGAUGCAGUGAUUUAUAAUUAGAGCAUGAUUAAUAAAUUUACUCUUGUUAACCAGUCAAAUGACUGCAAAAUAAAACUACUUUUAAAAUCA